Armigeres subalbatus is the source of this 495-nucleotide messenger RNA. Its product is annotated as U6 snRNA-associated Sm-like protein LSm2. Gene Ontology annotation, cellular component: precatalytic spliceosome; U4/U6 x U5 tri-snRNP complex; P-body. The transcript has 3 exons. The record is from RefSeq and is a predicted model, not a curated record. Gene Ontology annotation, biological process: mRNA splicing, via spliceosome. Gene Ontology annotation, molecular function: RNA binding. Bases 155 to 442 code for a protein of 95 amino acids. NCBI's taxonomy places the organism in Eukaryota, Metazoa, Arthropoda, Insecta, Diptera, Culicidae.
GUCGACAUGUCGUUGACGUUUCUCUUGCGCGACUGUAAUAAAUAAAUUUAAUGGUCGAAGCAUAGCGGCAACCGCGAAACGAUUUGGCGAAAUAAUUGGAUUUUGUUUUGUUAAGCUUAUUAGCAAAGUACCUAGUGAAAAUAUUGGUUGAAUAAUGCUGUUCUACUCGUUCUUCAAAUCGCUAGUCGGAAAAGAUGUGGUGGUUGAGCUGAAAAACGAUCUCAGCAUUUGUGGUACACUUCAUUCUGUUGAUCAAUAUCUAAACAUUAAAUUGACCGAUAUCAGUGUUACCGAUCCAGAGAAAUAUCCACACAUGCUAUCUGUCAAAAACUGUUUCAUCCGAGGAUCGGUCGUGCGAUAUGUGCAGCUUCCAGGAGAUGAAGUCGAUACACAACUAUUGCAGGAUGCUGCUCGCAAGGAAGCUGUUACAAGCGUCCGAUAAAAUUAAUUAAAAAUCUGAUAUAAUGAUAAUACUAUAAAACCAAUUCUCCCAUA